This is a messenger RNA of Microcebus murinus (gray mouse lemur), 1580 nucleotides long. Lineage: Eukaryota; Metazoa; Chordata; Mammalia; Primates; Cheirogaleidae. The record is from RefSeq and is a predicted model, not a curated record.
AAGUAUACACCAUUCUACAUUUUAUAAAACAGGAAAGAACCAGAGAAUUUGAGUGACCGAACCAAACAGCCAAGCUAGCAACCGAGGCAGAGAUGGAAACUGAGUCUCCUGUCUCCAAAGUAAAUCCUCUUUCCUACAAAUCCAGCUUUCUUACAAUUCUCCAACUUCUUCUCCCUGUUUGUUUUUUUUUUUCUUUUACUGCCAAGCUAAGACGUUGAGAAAAUAAUUAUGUUGUUAUGUGUAAGUGCUUUGAGCACUUGGGACAAAUGAGCUUUAUAAAUACAAGCCAUUUUUAUUCAUCUAUCAACCAGAUCCGCUUUUCCUCCUCACCCUGGCCCUCUGCAGGGCCUUUAAGCCCUCAACAACAUUCGAAUGCCGAUGCAUGAGAGACACCAACGGCUCCCCGAGGCCAGGGCGCAGUGCAAGCUCAGCAGCUCGCUGCGUUUACACCUCAGCAAUGGGCAAGGGGGGGAAUCACCGCCUGCUGGAAAUGACACCCCCAGGGUUUUGCCCACGAAUCCUCCCCUCGCCUCUGCCCGAGACUCUCUCCAAUCCCACUCCAGAUGCAGGCGGAAGCAGUUUCCAAGUCGUAAAGCAAACCUGGUGCUGCUGCUUCUAGGACUGCACCGGCACAGCUGCCCCGGUCUCUGGGGCGUCCCGUGUGGGCCCGUCCAGGCUACGGGGCCAGUAAGUAGCCUGUAGCAUGGGCCAGUGGGAACGGACGAGCCCGCUCUGUGUGGCCAGGGGACUCGGGCUCUGAGGACAGCCACCAAAAGACUCAAGGUCUGGCUCCUCCGGGAGGAGGGCUUCUAGACCGUUCAGAGGAAACAGGACCCAUCUGUAAGAAGAGAAGCCCAGACACUGCGUCUGGAAUUACGACCCACCCUGCGAUCUGUCGCUUUUAUAUGUAUGCACGGGAGUCGAGCCGUUUCCAUAGAGAGGGAGGCUCGCAGCCCACCGAGGAGCGGCACCGCGUUUCCACGGCCGGCCGAGCGAGCGAAGUCCACUCUCGGGGCCAGUGGCCGCCUGCAAACCUGAAUUAAGCAAAACCCAUAAAUACUAGGAAGGGAGAGAUGCUGGUGCAGACCCGCCUCCUGCUGCCCCUGCUGCUGCUCCUCGGGGGCCCCCGGACAGGCCUCCCCCACAAGGUCCCCAAGGCAGACCCUGUCCUCAGCCGCCUCAACUCCGCCCUGUCUGAGGCCAGGAAGAGCCAGCCGGAGGGCGCAUCCCCGCGGGACAAGAGGAGCUCCCCCCACUACCUGCCGGGCCAAGCCUCGUCUUCCGGAGAGAAGAAGGAGGAGGAGGAGGUGGGGGAGGACAAGCAGAAAAGGACUUCCUCUGUCUCUGGGGGCAGGGGCGGGGCCUGGAGCCCCCGGUACAAGUACCUGCCCCAGGCCCAGCUCAGGGGGAAGCCGUACCAGGACAAGGCCAAGAGCGACCGGCACACCAAGUUCACCCUGUCCCUCGAUGUCCCCACCCACCUCAUGAACAUCCUCUUCCAGAUUGCCAAGGCCAAGAACCUGCAAGCCCAGGCGGCCGCCAACGCCCACCUGAUGGAGAAGAUUGGGCGGAGGAAGUAG